AGUUUAUUUAUAGCUUUAUUAUGGCAAUUUAUUAUUUAAAAUGGAAUUAGAUGAUUAAUAAAUCGAAGUAUGAAUUUCUGACAUUCAAUAAGUAAGGAUUUUGAAUGGUAUAUAUGUAGUAUAGCUAAAAAUAUCGUGGUGGGUUUUUUUCCUACUACAACGAGCGCAUUCCGUCUGUGAAUCAGUUUGAGUCAGAUGAUCUGACAAAACUGCAGACUGAGAUUCUGGAUUUCUAACUGCCAUAUUCUUCAGGAACUGCAUGACUGAAACGAUUGUAAUGUAACUUGGUGGAAUGGUCCUUCACUCCUUUAUGUCAAGAAAAAGAAAUAUACAGUAACCUCCCAGGCCUGAGACACGUUCUUGGAAAAUGUCUAGAUCGUGAAUGAUGAUGGAAAUUUCUGGCACAAACAUUUUCCAUAACUGCACCUUUGUGUUGGAGUUUGAUAAUUUGACGAAAUUGAAGGAAAAGCAGUGCUGGAGGAGAAAAGUGACAGAUCAUGGGGGAACUGUGUCCUAUGUUUUUACCCGCAAGACUAACUAUGUGGUGUUAUUUGGGGAUAUGUUGGAGAAAACAUCAUACAAACAGAGACAGGCAGUUCGAUAUAAUGUGCCUGUUCUGCGAUGUGAAUUCAUUUCAGACAGCAUAGAAAAGCAACACCUUUUGCAGACAGCAAGUUAUGAAGUGGGAGAACCGAUUACUGGGAAGAAUUUCAGAAAAGGACGAAUAUCAAAACAGCAGAAGGCAAGAACAUAUCUAAAUGUCAAACGACACAAGACUGUGAAUUUAAAUGCCAUAAAAUCCUGGUGCCUGGAUGACCCCGAGGCCCCUUAUCCCAAUGAUGACAAUUACAAAGUGGCAAAGUGGGCUCUUCUGAAGUCUUCAAAACUGGUUCGUGUUAUUGAGGUUCAUGCACUAACAUCUUGUGACAAGUUCCGGCUUUAUCAUCAGGAAGGCCAGAUUGAAGGGGAGCACAUUGUGGGGACUGAGGCACCAGUAGUAUGGUACGUAGACACUGCUGAUGAAGUGCUUGUCUGCUAUGAACAAUUAUACAAGAGAUACACUUCAGCCAUAGUGAAUAUGGAACCAUGGCACACUCCAAAUUUCAUCUCCAACCAAAUAGGGUCACACAAACUGAAGCUGAUAUUGGAUGAUAUUUGUUCGAUGUACAAUGACCUUGACCAAGAUGUGGGAGAGUUUGUUGAGAUGAUCUGGAAUGAGGCAACACAAGAAGCUGAGAAAAUGUUGACUGUUUCAAUGCAGCAUACAAAAGUGGAUAAGGUGGAUGAUGCCAUGGCCAUUCUGAAACAGAUAAAACAAAUAGUAAAGAAGAACAAAUCAGAUGAUGGUUUGGCCGAAUUAGUGGAGGAGUUCUAUCAGGAGGCUCUUCCUCAUAAACAACAGUACAUAACAAAGGAUAUGACUCCAAAGGUGAUUUCAGAGAAACUAGAUCUCUGUCAGCUCAUCUAUGAUGUACUGGCUGUAAGUGAAGCCACAGACUUUUCUCCCAAUGCCAGCACAGUUGCCAAGUACAGGGCACUAAGAUGUCGGAUGAAAAACCUGAAUGAACCAGCUGCUAAAUUUCAACUCAUUCGAAGCAUUUUCAAUGAUAGGGAACACAGGAUCAUGAUCCACAAUGUUUUUGAAGUUGGUCGAACUGUAGAAGACAUUAUGUACCAGGGUACUGCUGAAUCAAUAGGGAAUUCUCAUCUUUUGAUGCAUGCCUCAGGGCCACAAAAUCUGCUUGGCAUUCUAUCAAGGGGAAUGCUGUUACCUCAGGAUGUGGUAGAGGAACAUGGAGUCACCAGAAUAGAUGGUGGAAAACUGGGAUGCGGCAUCUAUUUCUCCAACUCGUUUGAUACAUGCCUUCAGUAUGCUGUGCCCAGUGCUGUUACAGGAAUGAGGAUGCUAAUCAUCUGUGAAGUGGCCUUGGGAAAUUGUUGUGACUAUACAACAGUACAGCCUGAGCUUAAAGCGCCACCUAGUGGUUACCACAGCUGUCAUGGUGUGAAAAUGACAGAGGACAAUAAAACAGAUUUCCCAGAUGAUGAGUUUGUGAUAUACAACACAUCACAACAACGAGUUCGAUAUAUUGUUAUGUUCACACUCCCAUGUGAUCCACCCAUACAUUCAAUUCAGACAAUGCCUGAAGAAAAGGAGGAUAUUGCAGUUGUUUCAAGCUCAUUUGAUAUCGAGGACUUAAAGGACCUUCCUGACCCUCUCUCAAAAGUGACCGGUGGUCUGAUCGGUAGUAAAGGGUCAACCAAAAUCCCACUCCAGGGGGUUCACAUCCGGGCUAAGGUUGUAGAUAUGGUGGCAAAGGUGGUGAUUCUGCAGUCCUAUAAAAACAAUAUGACUAAACCAAUUGAAGCAAAGUAUGUGUUUCCGCUGGAUGAGACAGCAGCUGUUUGUGGGUUUGAAGCUUUUAUAAAUGGAAAGCACAUCAUAGGAGAAAUAAAGGAAAAGAAGACAGCUCACCGGGAGUACAGAGAGGCCAUUAGUAAAGGUCAUGGUGCAUAUCUAAUGGAUGAGGAGGAGCCUGACGUAUUUACUGUGAGUGUUGGAAAUCUUCCCCCUAAAUCAGAAGUCCUUAUAAAGGUCACAUACAUCACAGAACUUGGGGUGGAGGGUGAUAGUAUAGCCUUGACCAUUCCUGCAACAGUGGCACCAUGGGUCAAAGACUCAGCACUGGCUCAGCAAACCCAGGCAGAAACAUCAGUUCUACACAUCAGUGACCCAACAGGCUGUCAGAUAUCAUUACAAGUGGCCAUAGAAAUGCCUUUUGUGAUCAGGUCCCUGACAUCAAGCACCCACUGUCUGAAGUACAAAAAAACUGCGACCAAGGCUGUGGUGGAAAUACCAAGGAAAUCUGAGUUUACAGAGGGAUUUCAGCUUCUGAUCACAUUAGCAGAGAUCCAUGUUCCACGGAUGUGGGUAGAAAAUGACCCAGAAAAAGAUGUACAGGCCUGCAUGCUAGCUUUUUACCCUGAGUUUGAGGCAGCAAUAGAUCCAAGCCCAGAGGUCAUAUUUCUAGUAGAUUUGUCCAAUUCUAUGAAGGGAGACCCAUUCAGAGAUGCUAGGAAGGUUUUGUUACUGGCACUUGAAAACCUCCCAGAGUUGGCUACAUUUAACGUUGUGGUGUUUGGAUCAUCCUUUAAGGAGCUCUUCCAGUUUCCACACAAAAUUACAAAGAAUUCAACAAAUGAGGCUAUAAGAUACAUUGAGACUGCCAAUCCAGUGAUGGGUUGCAGUGAUGUGUUGUCUCCCUUGAAAUCCUUUUAUUUACUAAGUCCACCAGAGGGCAGUAGAAGCAUCUUUCUGAUUUCUGAUGGAUUUGUUGGAAACAAAGAGGGCCUAUUUGAAGCUGUGGCUACAAACAGUGCCAAAAAUAGACUGUUCUGUCUAGGAGUGGGGAGCAAUAGAGACGGUCAUAACUUGCGGAGUCUGGCAAGUCAUGGAGGAGGGACAUAUGAAUACUUCGAUAAGAAAACAAAAUUCAACUGGAAGUCGAAGAUUGCAGCACAAAUAGGGCAGGCUACACAACCAGGAAUAUCACAAGUACAGUUGGAGUGGGGUCCAUCUACUAAUAAACUGGAUCCACCCCUUCAGGCACCCUGCAAGAUCCCAAGUCUGUUCAGUGGCUCCAGACAGGUGGUGUAUGGAUUUGUCAAGAAUUGUACACAGGCAAAAUUGAUGGCAAAGGUUGAUGGAAAAGAAUUUGAUACUGUUGUUUCAACAUCAGAACUUCAUUUUACCGAAGGAAAGAUGCUGCAUCAACUGGCGACCAGGGCAGUCAUUCGAGACUAUGAAGACGGCAUUCUGAGUGACAACAAAGUAAAGCACAAGAUGAUCAAACAAGAUAGAAAGCAGCUGAUUAUUGAGCUCAGUAAAGAGUUUGGUAUUGUGACUCCCUACACUAGUUAUAUAGCCAUUGAGGAGAGGACUGAGGGGGAGACAACUGAGGGUCCUGACAUAGAGGAGCUGGUGAACAGGGAGACUGUGGAUAUCCUGCCGUAUGUGGGGUGGGUCAAUCCAGACAAUAUGGAUGACAAGGACCCAGUCAAAUGUGUAGAGGAGCUGCUACGAAAGGCUAACAUUGCAGAAAGCUUUUCUCAGUUAGAGGCCGAGAGAUGCUAUCUCUCUGUAUUGGACUACAGACAGGACUUAAUGGAGGAAGAAAACAGAGACUUGGCCGAGAAGGUUUUGGAGAAAGCAGACCAAUUUUUCUUAGGUCAGAACUCUGAACAUUCCAGAAAAGUUCAGCAACAGUUCCACAAGUUUCUUCCCAUUCCUAAACCACUCACAGUGAAAACUCUGACCGGAAGAUCAGUACCAGUAACAGCAGGAACAGUGGAAGAACUGAAAUCAGAGAUACAGAGGAAGGAAGGAAUUCCCAAGGACAGUAUACGAUUGAUUUACAAUGGCAGACAAUUACUAAACACAGAUAAUCUAGAUAUGCCAGCGGACUCCAACAUUUAUCUUGUUCUUCGUUUGAGGGGAGGGCCAUCUUCUAGCCACGAAGAAAUACAUCAUCAGUCCAGUAUACAGGCAUUGGCCCAAGAUGAGGUAGGAGAUGAUGAAUACAAUCAAUUCAUAAGCAGUCUUUAUACACCGGAGGUGCAGUGCUUAGAAAAAACAAACAUACAACCGCAACGCCAGUCCUCCAUCUGCACACACAGAAAGAUGAAAAAGAAGAAAAGUAAACGGUUACUCUCAAGGCCUGAUGAAAGAUUUGCAUUUUAUGAUCCGAAAUCCAGAUGCAUGGCUGGAAAACCAGACAAUUCGGCUAAACUGCAGGUCUCAGAUACGGAACUUGACAAUGUGAUGGAGAAUAAUGAAGAGACUCUGAGAGCGGUAUAUACUUUGAAUGGUACUGGGGAUGUAGAUAAUUUUUAUUAUGCAGCCACUGAUGUUUCAAAUGACAUACCACUUUCAGCUGAAUAUGAGACACUGGGAGUAUUAUGCCAGUAUGUUGGAGAUUUAGCUUUGCCAGGAUUUAGCACAACUUCACAAGCAUAUAAUUCAGCUUCGACAACAACAUUACCAGUAUAUAGCCCAACUUCUCCUAGUUAUAACCCAACUUCUCCAUGUUAUAACCCAACUUCUCCAUGUUAUAACCCAACUUCUCCAAGUUAUAACCCAACUGCUCCAAGUUAUAGCCCAACUUCUCCAAGUUAUAGCCCAAUUUCCCCAGCAUAUUGUCCAGUACUCUCAGAAUUUAGUCCAACCUCACUACAAUGUGGUCAAACUGCCCCAGCAUCUAGUGUAUUAAAUACAGCUGUAGUUACACAAAUUUCACAUGUAGGGAUGUCAUUUUCAAGACCAGAUAGUAUACGGUCAGGAAACAAAAUGCAGAGUACACCCAGCAUGCUAGCUGCAGAAAAAGAUUCGUGGUUUGCAGUACACAGGUUUAGAAAUAGGGAGAAACAUGUAAAUAUGCACAGAAGAUUCAGCGUUAUCCUGGAUGAUGAAUCAAAUGAUCUAAGUGAAAGUGAAAUGUUGAUGGAGGAAAAUGGUAGAAGAUCUAAAAGCAGUGACAGGGGAAGCAGUCUAGUAAGAAGACCCGAGAAAAGAUAUAAGGAUUCAGCCUCGGAAGAUACCAAUGGCAGCUCUGAAAGUAGUAGAGGGAAAACUUUGAAGAAAUUGCAGAGCAGGAGGAUAGAGGGAAAUUUGAAGAUAUAUCAAUGGAGAAGUGAAUGUAGAAGAUCAAAGGUAUCUCAAAGGAAAAGUAGAAAAGGAAACUUGGAUAGAGAUCAAAGUAGAAAAAAAAGCAAGAGCAGGAACAGAGACAGAAGAUUGAAGAGACCUCGAAGUAUAAGUAGAGAAAGAAGCUUGGGGGAUAGAGAUCAGAGAAGAAGUAGAAGAUUGUCGCGAUCUCGAAGUAGAAGUAGAGAAAGAAGCUUGGAGGAUAGAGAUCAGGGAAGAAGUAGAAGAUUGUCGCGAUCUCGAAGUAGAAGUAGAGAAAGAAGCUUGGGGGAUAGAGAUCAGAGAAGAAGUAGAAGCUUAGAUAGGUAUCAGAGCAGGAGUAGAGAAAGAAGCUUCGAUAGAUACAUCAGCAGACAUAGAGCUAAAAGAUUAGGGAGGGGAGGUAGAAGAUUGAUGAGAUCUCGAAAUAGAAGUAGAGGAAGAAGCUUGGGGGAUAGAGAUCAGAGAAGAAGUAGAAGAUUGUCGCGAUCUCGAAGUAGAAGUAGAGAAAGAAGCUUGGAGGAUAGAGAUCAGAGAAGAAGUAGAAGAUUGUCGCGAUCUCGAAGUAGAAGUAGAGAAAGAAGCUUGGGGGAUAGAGAUCAGAGCAGCAGAAGUAGAAGAUUAUCGCGAUCUCGAAGUAGAAGUAGAGAAAGAAGCUUGGAGGAUAGAGAUCAGAGAAGAAGUAGAAGAUUGUCGCGAUCUCGAAGUAGAAGUAGAGAAAGAAGCUUGGAGGAUAGAGAUCAGAGAAGAAGUAGAAGAUUGUCGCGAUCUCGAAGUAGAAGUAGAGAAAGAAGCUUGGAGGAUAGAGAUCAGGGAAGAAGUAGAAGAUUGUCGCGAUCUCGAAGUAGAAGUAGAGAAAGAAGCUUGGGGGAUAGAGAUCAGAGAAGAAGUAGAAGCUUAGAUAGGUAUCAGAGCAGGAGUAGAGAAAGAAGCUUCGAUAGAUACAUCAGCAGACAUAGAGCUAAAAGAUUAGGGAGGGGAGGUAGAAGAUUGAUGAGAUCUCGAAAUAGAAGUAGAGGAAGAAGCUUGGGGGAUAGAGAUCAGAGAAGAAGUAGAAGAUUGUCGCGAUCUCGAAGUAGAAGUAGAGAAAGAAGCUUGGAGGAUAGAGAUCAGAGAAGAAGUAGAAGAUUGUCGCGAUCUCGAAGUAGAAGUAGAGAAAGAAGCUUGGGGGAUAGAGAUCAGAGCAGCAGAAGUAGAAGAUUAUCGCGAUCUCGAAGUAGAAGUAGAGAAAGAAGCUUGGAGGAUAGAGAUCAGAGAAGAAGUAGAAGAUUGUCGCGAUCUCGAAGUAGAAGUAGAGAAAGAAGCUUGGAGGAUAGAGAUCAGAGAAGAAGUAGAAGAUUGUCGCGAUCUCGAAGUAGAAGUAGAGAAAGAAGCUUGGGGGAUAGAGAUCAGAGAAGAAGUAGAAGAUUGUCGCGAUCUCGAAGUAGAAGUAGAGAAAGAAGCUUGGAGGAUAGAGAUCAGAGAAGAAGUAGAAGAUUGUCGCGAUCUCGAAGUAGAAGUAGAGAAAGAAGCUUGGAGGAUAGAGAUCAGAGAAGAAGUAGAAGCUUGACGAGAUCUCGAAGUAGAAGUAGAGAAAGAAGCUUGGAGGAUAGAGAUCAGAGAAGAAGUAGAAGAUUGUCGCGAUCUCGAAGUAGAAGUAGAGAAAGAAGCUUGGAGGAUAGAGAUCAGAGAAGAAGUAGAAGAUUGUCGCGAUCUCGAAGUAGAAGUAGAGAAAGAAGCUUGGAGGAUAGAGAUCAGAGAAGAAGUAGAAGCUUGACGAGAUCUCGAAGUAGAAGUAGAGAAAGAAGCUUGGAGGAUAGAGAUCAGAGAAGAAGUAGAAGAUUGUCGCGAUCUCGAAGUAGAAGUAGAGAAAGAAGCUUGGAGGAUAGAGAUCAGAGAAGAAGUAGAAGAUUGUCGCGAUCUCGAAGUAGAAGUAGAGAAAGAAGCUUGGAGGAUAGAGAUCAGAGAAGAAGUAGAAGCUUGACGAGAUCUCGAAGUAGAAGUAGAGAAAGAAGCUUGGAGGAUAGAGAUCAGAGAAGAAGUAGAAGAUUGUCGCGAUCUCGAAGUAGAAGUAGAGAAAGAAGCUUGGAGGAUAGAGAUCAGAGAAGAAGUAGAAGCUUAGAUAGGUAUCAGAGCAGGAGUAGAGAAAGAAGCUUGAUGAGAUUUCGAAGUAGAGGUAGAGAGUAUAGAGAUCAGAGCAGAAGUAGAGAUAGAAGUAGAGGUAGAGAGUAUAGAGAUCAGAGCAGAAGUAGAGAUAGAAGUAGAGGUAGAGAGUAUAGAGAUCAGAGCAGAAGUAGAGAUAGAAGUAGAGGUAGAGAGUAUAGAGAUCAGAGCAGAAGUAGAGAUAGAAGUUUGGGUAGUUACAAGAGCAUGACAAGAGGUAUGACGAUAUCUCGAAGUCGAAGUAGAGAUAAGUUUCGAAGGCGAAGAGAAAGAAACUUCGAUAGGUCACAAAGCAGUGGAGAAAGAUGUAGACGUGGAAACAGUGGUGGAAAAGUAGACAACAGAGGUUCUGAUGAAUGUAAUUACAGAAAGCAAGCAUGCAACAAAGUCCAUGAGCUGGAGGAAGCUGUCAAAAGAUAUGACUUUCAGCUUACAGAACAAGAACUUUUAAAGUCUGUGUGUUAUAGUAGAAGUCAAGAUGAUGAAUAUACCAGUAUUUGCAGUGAACAGGGAGAGGAAUGCUUCUGGAGAGGCUGUAUCUGUUUUCAAAACUACACUGAUAGUUGUAGUAGAGAAGAAUGUGUUUCCAUAGAAAUUUGGACUCUUUGCAAAGUUGAAUCAUGGUUUCAAGAUAUUGUAUUGCGUGAAAGGUUGUAUAUGGAAUUUGUGCCAGAGUACAUUAUGAAUAUGCCAAGCCUUCGGUCGUUUCUAUGUGUGGAAGCUUCCAUGUACCCUCCACACCAGAGAGCCGAGUCGUUACUGAGUGGACACCUAACCUCUGGACUGGUAGGUUGCAUUCAGACAAGGUGGACAUCAGGUAGAUUUGCACUUUUGCUUGUAUCCAAGGACAACCAACAUAAACCCAUAAGGCUUGUGGUUCCAGGACUCGGAGAGGAAAUGGCAGAUCAGCUUCAAUCAUUUAUCAAUCAACAUAAAAGACAGGUAUCUGAUUACAGUGUAAGGCUGGAAGAGAAUUCUGCUACAGAUGCACCAUACAUUGAUAUGUGGAGAACCAUAAAGGAUACGGAACAGAAUAUAACGAGGGACAAGUUACCACCCCUUAAUGAGCGUGGCCUGUGGAAUCUGGAUGAGAGUGUAAUGAAGGCACUUGGAAUUCAUCAUAGUAAACUACAACAGCUACUGAAAAAUCAGGGUUUACUAUCGUUACCAAAAACCAUUCAAGAUAAAGCUUGUAUGCUAUUUUCUACGCUCCUGGUUGGCAUAUUCUGGUUUAUGCAGGAAUUUAAAAAAAGAAGACUACCUAAAUGGCUGUGUAAUUGUGAGAAUAUCGUAGAUAUAUCCCUGGACACCUCAUCCGUGACUGUUAAGCUCCGGUGUAUGGAGGAACUUGUCAGCAUUCAGUUUGAUUUCCCUCCAGAAACAUUCAUUCGGCUGGAGAGUGUCAAAUCCAAGUGGACCUGUUACAUCAGAGAGCUGGAACUCGGGAAAAAUCUCCCUCAUCUGGUGGACUGUCUCCUCCAAGCCUUGUACAAUUAUGACUAAUUCUUGUAUAGCACUCACAUGUACCAGAAUGCAGUAGUACUAUAUGUGAACUUUUUUUAUCAUAUUUAAAAUUUUGCAGUUGGAGCUGAUGCACUAUUUGGCGUAAUAAUGAUUUAGCUCUCCUUCUAUGUAUCAUGAUAGAUAAGUAGAGAAUUUUAUAUUUUAGUGCAAUUUUAAAUUAGUGCUCUUGCUACUCCGCCAAAAUUUUAAUCUUGUUAAAAGAGGUACAUGUUCUGAUGAUAAUCAGCAUAUAUACAUUUGUAUUUAAUAAUCAUGUGGAUGUACUAGUUUUGAAAAUUCUGUGAUACUUAAACUAACAAGGCUUUUACUUCUGCAAAUAUACUACACAAGUACACUAGCUGUACAUUAAUGUUCGUAAUAGGGAUGUCAACAAAUAUUUGACUAUUUGAAUAUUCUUUGAUACCAUUGAUGUUAAAAAUUGACUUGAUCUUUUUUUUAUUCGAAUAGUCAGUAAAAAUUGCGCAUUGUGAUAAUUUACCAAUUAUUAUUUUAAACAGACAUAAUUUUGCAUUUAAUUUGAAAUAAAUAGAGUGACAUGCC
Messenger RNA from Ostrea edulis (European flat oyster), 9889 nucleotides. RefSeq lists its product as uncharacterized. The transcript has 45 exons. Bases 383 to 9328 code for a protein of 2981 amino acids. NCBI's taxonomy places the organism in Eukaryota, Metazoa, Mollusca, Bivalvia, Ostreida, Ostreidae. Gene Ontology annotation, molecular function: protein binding; DNA binding; NAD+ poly-ADP-ribosyltransferase activity. Gene Ontology annotation, biological process: transcription by RNA polymerase II. The record is from RefSeq and is a predicted model, not a curated record.